CACUGAGGUAACUGGCGGUUUAUGGCCUUACUGAGCAAGUGAAGAAUCAUUAAAGCAAUAUACACCAGUGGGCUACAAAAACACCACAAAUAAGGGAAAAUAUUAGGAGUUAAGAUCAACUUUGUCUGGCUAAACAAACCACCAAGAGCGGCAGCUAAGAUAAAGAGAGAACGUGAAACUGCUCAACACCUACUUUGCCUCUGUAUUCACCCCAAAGUAAAACAGUGCCCAACCUGGUGAUAACAGAAUAAACGAUGCAAUGAGGGAACUGCAGCCCAAUAUAGGAAAAGAGGUGAUGGGGGAACACCUGACUACUUUAAAUGAAUUCAGAUCUCCAGGGCCUGAUGAGCUGCACCUAAGGGUACUAAAGGAGCUUUUGAAUCUCAGAGCCUCUGACUGGAGACAGACAAAUGUAGUCCCCAUCUUCAAAAAGAGGAAAAGAAAAGACCCAGUGCCUGCAUUGCCUUGGGUUAAUAUUAUCACCAUGGAGCAAGGUACACUCAGAACCAUUACCUGUCUAUUUAAGUGCUUCUUUCCAAUGGGAAAAGGUCUCGAUGAUUGUCUGCAGCAAUAUAUCAAGAAUUUUGAGAGAGAAAAGAUUGGUGGAGAUCAAUUGCUACGUAUCACUCAUCAAGAACUGGAGGAUCUGGGGGUUACUCGAAUUGGUCAUCAAGAACUCAUCUUAGAAGCAGUUGACUUGCUCUGUGCAUUGAACUAUGGACUGGAAACUGAAAACCUAAAGACACUUUCUCACAAGCUAAAUGCAUCUGCCAAAAACCUUCAGAACUUUAUCACGGGAAGAAGGAGAAGUGGUCACUAUGAUGGCAGAACCAGCAGAAAAUUACCAAAUGAUUUCCUUACCUCAGUGGUGGAUCUGAUUGGAGCAGCAAAAAGUCUCCUGGCUUGGCUAGACAGAUCACCUUUUGCUGCUGUGACAGAUUAUUCUGUAACAAGGAACAAUGUCAUACAGCUCUGUCUUGAAUUAACAACUAUUGUACAGCAGGAUUGCACAGUAUAUGAAACAGAGAACAAAAUUCUUCAUGUGUGUAAGACACUAUCUAGCGUCUGUGACCACAUAAUCUCACUCUCAUCUGAUCCUCUUGUGUCUCAAUCUGCUCACCUGGAAGUGAUCCAGCUGGCAAACAUCAAACCAAGCGAAGGGCUGGGUAUGUACAUUAAAUCUACAUAUGAUGGUCUUCAUGUAAUUACUGGAACAACAGAAAAUUCACCUGCAGAUCGAUGUAAGAAAAUCCAUGCUGGAGAUGAAGUGAUCCAAGUUAACCACCAAACUGUGGUGGGGUGGCAGUUGAAAAAUUUGGUGAAUGCACUACGAGAGGAUCCGAGUGGUGUUAUCUUAACUUUGAAAAAGCGACCUCAGAGCAUGCUUACCUCAGCACCAGCUUUACUGAAAAAUAUGAGAUGGAAGCCCCUUGCUCUGCAGACAAGCCUGAAAGAAUAUAUAAGAUCCCUGAACAUGAAUUCUGUGUAUAAGGUUUCCAUUUAUCCUCUUGUACCUAGAAGUCCUACAAGCAGUGUGGCAACACCAUCCAGUACUAUAAGCACACCGACCAAGAGAGACAGUUCAGCACUUCAGGACCUCUACAUACCUCCUCCUCCAGCAGAGCCUUAUAUUCCCAGGGAUGAAAAGGGGAAUCUUCCAUGUGAUGAUAUCGGAAGACACUUAGUGGGAAAACCAGUGCACAAGGGAUCUGAAUCUCCAAAUUCCUUUCUGGACCAAGAAUACCGAAAGCGUUUUAAUGUGGUUGAAGAAGAUGCUGUUUUAUACUGUUAUGAAUAUGAAAAGGGAAGAACAAGUAGCUCUGGAAGGAGAGAGAGCACUCCAACCUAUGGCAAGCUAAGACCUAUAUCUAUGCCAGUAGAAUAUAACUGGGUAGGGGAUUAUGAAGAUCCCACCAAGACAAAAAGAGAUAGCAGGAGAGAAAAUUCAUUACUUCGGUAUAUGAGCAAUGAAAAAAUAGCUCAAGAGGAUUACAUGUUUCAAAGAAACAGCAAAAAGGACACAGGCAAAAAAUCUAAAAAGAGGGGAGAUAAAAGCAACAGUCCUAGUCAUUAUUCUCUGCUACCUAGUUUACAAAUGGAUUCAUUAAGGCAAGACAGCAUGAGCACACCUGGGCCUGAAACAUCUUUAUAUCACACAUUUCAACAAUCCUCUCUACAGCAUAAGUCUAAAAAGAAGAACAAAGGUCUCGCACCAAGUAAGAGUAAAAGGCGAAUUUCUUGUAAAGAUCUUGGUCGUGGAGACUGUGAAGGCUGGCUCUGGAAAAAGAAAGAUGCCAAGAGUUAUUUCUCACAAAAAUGGAAGAAAUACUGGUUUGUCCUGAAGGAUACUUCUCUCUACUGGUAUAUCAAUGAGGAGGAUGAAAAAGCAGAGGGAUUCAUCAGUCUGCCAGAAUUUAAAAUUGAUAGAGCUAGUGAAUGUCGCAAGAAGUAUGCAUUCAAAGCUUGCCAUCCUAAGAUCAAAAGCUUUUACUUUGCUGCUGAGCAUCUAGAUGACAUGAGCAGGUGGUUAAACAGAAUUAAUAUGCUUGCUGCUGGUUAUGCAGAAAGAGAGAGGAUCAAACAAGAGCAAGAUUAUUGGAGUGAAAGUGAUAAGGAAGAAGUAGACACACCAUCAACACCCAAACAAGACAGCCCACCUCCACCAUACGACACAUACCCACGACCUCCUUCGAUGAGCUGCGCAAGCCCUUUUGUGGAACCAAAGCAUAGCCGACUCUCUUCCACUGAAACUUCCCAGUCCCAGUCUUCACACGAGGAAUUCCGUCAGGAACCAGUUGGGAGUACUACUGAAUCUCCCAUCCGCAAAACAGCUAGCCAGCGACGUUCUUGGCAGGAUUUAAUAGAGACUCCACUGACAAGCUCAGGGUUGCACUACCUUCAGACUCUACCACUUGAGGACUCUGUUUUCUCUGACUCAGCUGUUAUCUCUCCAGAACACAGGCGGCAGUCAACUCUUCCUACUCAAAAGUGCCACCUGCAGGAUCACUAUGGCCCUUUCCCUUUAGUGGAGGGUGAGAAAAUGCAAGCCCUAAAUGGGAAUGGGGGCAAGCCCCGCAGUUAUACUCUGCCCCGGGAUAGUGGGUUCAACCAUUGCUGCCACACACUCUCUGUCAGUGCCUCCAGCCAUCAGGAAGAAUUGCCACAGAAAGAGCAAGAAGAGGAAGAAGAGGGAAGGCAAAUUGCACCAGAAAACCAAGAAGAUGAAAGCUAAAGCACUGCGAGAGUUGAUAGAACCUCCCCAUGCCAACUCGGAUCCACUUCUCUUGGCACUGAACCGAUUGGACUCAGAGAUUGAUAAACUAUUGGUUAGAGAAUUUAGAUCGGAGAGAAUUGGCACGACGGAGACUCAUCUUCAGCCUCUUGCAAGCAACCUCUAAUGUCCUGCAUUCUGAAAGCCAAUCAAUUCUUCUUGAAUAACUGAUGUUUUUAAGAAAGAACUGACUUUAAAACAUAGACAACCAAAUGCCUGGGUAAGGGGCCUCCAGGAAAGUCUUACAAAGGGCAAACCUGUUGCCAGAUCUAUUGCUUUUAUUUUGAAGAAUGCAUCCUUUCUACAGAGGGAUUAGGCACAAUAUCAGACCCAGGCUACAUGGAAUACAGUUGCAGAAAAUACUGCUCACCAACUUGGGAGAAACAGAAGGGGGAAAGGGUGAUGGCAGGGGAAGGGCUAUGAUGAUACUCAGGUGUGUUGUGCAGUCUUCAAGGAAGGAAAGAGGGAUCAGCUGUGGUAACUAUAAAAUCAUAUUUUGAAAAUAUUUUGAAAACUUCACUUACUUCCAUUCAUCCAAAGUGGCAAAAGCUAAUACCAUUCCUAGUGUAUUUCACAGUAGUGAAGGAAGAUAACUUGCUGUAUAAUACUCAUUCAAUGUAUUCUGUCAAGUCCAAGUGUGCACAGACUGUUGCAAGACCUAAAGCCGAAUUCUAACUGUGUUUACUUAGGAGCAAAUCCUAUUAAUUUCAGUGGGAUUUAGGCUCAAACUACACAUGAUGGUAGCAGAACCAUUUAUUUAAAUCCACAUCUCUACCAAAAAUGUCCACAAAGGAUGUGAACAGAUUCCUUUUUUAAAGCAAAGGUUGUAUGCCUUUGGGGACUGGUGACCCUUUCCUCCAUGUGCUGUAUCUUCCUGCAGUUUGCCCCACGGGACAUUUUAUUCUAAGCUGAGCUCCAAUUCCAGAAUUGAGCUCAAUGUGGAGAAGAAAAGGACUGGGGAGAGGCUUUAAGGUGGUUAUUAGCAGUGUACAUGUGGAAGGUUCAGUUGGCCUAAAAAUCACAUCCCUACUCCACACUUAAUAUGUGAUUGAAGCAGACCUGGGUUUAAAUACUGUCAUGUGUAGCUUAAUCCUUGUUUUCAAGUAAGUGUGCUUAGGAUUGCAACAGAGUUUGUUAAGCAGUUUAUUAAUGAUUUAUCUGAUGGUGCACAAAUACUGAUUUUAUGACAGUUAAUAUAAUGCCUCACUUUGGUGUGUUUCAAACUGCAGAUAGAAAUCUUCAAUUUCUCCUUACCUUCUAGGAUUUAAAUGUGAGUGAUGUUGCCUUGCAGCAUAGACAUAAGGUAUUCUCUGUAAAUCCUUCAGGAUCCCUAGGAGGCAAUUUGGAGGGGCCAAGAUUUCGAUGGAAUGUCUCCCUAAGUAGAUUCAGAUAUUGUCUAUCAUUAUGUUUUGGGUCUCCUAUGGAUCAUUUUUUGCCUGUAUCUCUGUGAUUGGAUGUGGGUUUUCUUUCUAUUUUUGGCUAAGGGUGUACUGUAAUGUCAAUGCUAAAUUCUUGAUAUUUCAUACUAAUUAUGGAGAGAGAAUUUUAAGAUGUAUUUUGAAAUGUUUUAUUUCUGUCAGGUCCAUGUAUGGUAUUGCAUUAUGUUAAUACCAAUAAAAUAUAUAGAGUUAUUUAUAUACAAAUGCAUAUAUUUCCCUUUUUAUAAAGGUGUUGCAAUUUUUUCAUAAGGAAAUAAUACACAGCAACUGCUUGACAGCAGUAAGAAAACUCUAGAAGCUUUAAUAUGCAAUAAUAAUAA
Podarcis muralis (Common wall lizard) is the source of this 5030-nucleotide messenger RNA. The record is from RefSeq and is a predicted model, not a curated record. NCBI's taxonomy places the organism in Eukaryota, Metazoa, Chordata, Lepidosauria, Squamata, Lacertidae.